UAUUUAGUCCCCACCACAGCCCUUCCUUUCUUCACUGCUGGACUCAGUCUCCUCUCUCCACAAACUGCACACUCAGAAACUUUGAAACAUGGCUCUGGUAUCUGAAUUCCUGGGACAGCUCACCCUGAAUAUUGGGGGAGCUGAACCCACCUACCCUACUGUGGUUCCUGCCUCUGACUUCGACCCUGACAAGGAUGCUGCCAGAAUUGAGACCGCUAUCAAAACAAAGGGGGUGGACGAGCAGACUAUCACCGACAUCCUGACCAGACGCACAUACAACCAAAGGCGAGAGAUUGCCUUUGCUUAUGAGAGGAGAGCCAAGAAGGAUAUGAUCACUGCCCUGAAGGGGGCGCUAUCUGGCUCUCUGGAGGCACUGGUCCUGGGUCUUAUGAAGAGCACAUCACAGUAUGACGCUACUGAGAUCAAAUCAUCCAUCAAGGGUCUCGGGACCGAUGAGGAGACUCUGAUUGAGCUCGUCUGCUCCCGGAGCAGAUCAGAGCUUGUGGAGAUCAAGAGCGUCUACAAAGAACUUUUCAAGAAGGAUCUGGAGAAGGAUGUGGCUGGAGACACGUCAGGCGAGUUCCGGGCACUCCUGCUGGCCCUCGUGGAGGCCAAGAGAGAUGAGCCAAGCACUGUGGUAGACUACGAGAAGAUCGAUGAAGAUGCCAGAGCUCUGUACGAGGCUGGCGUGAAGAGGAAAGGCACUGAUGUGAAGACCUGGAUCUCCAUCAUGUCUGAGAGGAGUGUCCCUCACCUGCAGAAAGUGUUUGACAGGUACAAGAGCUACAGCCCGUAUGACAUGCAGGAGAGCAUCAGGAAGGAGGUGAAGGGGGACCUGGAGAAGUCCUUCCUCACACUGGUUCAGUGUUUUGAAAACAAACAGCUAUACUUUGCCAGCAGACUCGCCGAAGCCAUGAAGGGCAAAUCGGCGAAGGACAAAGUCGUGACCAGAAUCAUGGUCUCCAGAUGCGAGGUGGACCUGAUGAAGAUCCGCUCUGAGUUUAAGAAGCAGCAGGGCAAGUCUCUGUACCAGACCAUCGCUGAACACACUAAGGGUGACUACCAGAGGGCCCUGCUGACCCUGUGUGGAGGAGAUGACUAGAGCAGAGCUACUAGCUGUUUCUACCCUCCAUCUCUGAACUCUUAUAUCAUGUCUCUUAAAGUAGACCAUACAAUCCAAUUCCAGUUCUGCCAAAUCUAGAAGGAUGACCAGUCUAAUUGUUAUGCGAAUGUUGCUUACCUACACUUGCAGCCAAUAUCCAUCUUUUACACAAUGUACUGUAGAAAACCAUCGACAACUGGUCAAAUUAGGAUGGUCACGUCCAUUAUUCAUCAUUCAUCAUAGUAUCAAAUAAGGACACUGGAUGAAGUGAUCAAAUGAAAUCAGUCACUGGAGUGAAUGUGAAUCACUCAACAUGGCGUCAGGCAUACCAAGUUGACAAUUGUGUAACCUAGUUAUUUGUUUUCUCUUUUGUAUGUGCUUUUGUUUUGAAAAUAAACUAUGUUGAAUAUUC
This is a messenger RNA of Alosa alosa (allis shad), 1514 nucleotides long. Its product is annotated as annexin A2-A-like. The record is from RefSeq and is a predicted model, not a curated record. Gene Ontology annotation, cellular component: cytoplasm. Gene Ontology annotation, molecular function: cytoskeletal protein binding; phospholipase inhibitor activity; calcium-dependent phospholipid binding. The transcript has 13 exons. The coding region runs from base 89 to 1102 and encodes 337 amino acids. Lineage: Eukaryota; Metazoa; Chordata; Actinopteri; Clupeiformes; Clupeidae.